CAAUUAACAAAAAAGACAAAGACAUUUAUCAUUAUAACAAAGUACCAAAUUAUGAGUAUCCUGAUCCCAAUGGUGAUUAUGCCCUUCUCAAUGAAGAGAGUAUUGUUGACUUUGAAAUGAUGUAUUUGAACCUGGAACACCAAAGACUAACACAACUACUGUAA
Racocetra fulgida is the source of this 164-nucleotide messenger RNA. Lineage: Eukaryota; Fungi; Glomeromycota; Glomeromycetes; Diversisporales; Gigasporaceae. The record is from the annotation of a GenBank genome assembly.